Molecule: messenger RNA, 3127 nt
Organism: Mesocricetus auratus (golden hamster)
Lineage: Eukaryota; Metazoa; Chordata; Mammalia; Rodentia; Cricetidae
Gene: Lrrtm4
Product: leucine rich repeat transmembrane neuronal 4
Exons: 4
Coding region: 413-2185 (590 amino acids)
Molecular function (GO): protein binding
Source: RefSeq, a predicted model, not a curated record
CCCUGACAAGCUCACUUGUUCCCGUCUUUAAUGUGCAAUCUGUUUUCUCCAGCGGAGGGCACUCAGUGUAUCACAAACUCGAGCAUUAGCACCGACCAGCUCUGAGCACCAUCAGUCUCCGGAAAGCCUUCUGAAUUAGACAAGGGCUGCCUCUCAGCACAGCUACAAAACACUUUCAACCUGACCAGCUAAAUGGAUAAACCUAGCCCGCAUAGCUUUUAAACUGGGGUCUCACACAGCACAGGCGGCCUGCUUGCUUCAACAACUGAAAAAUCCUGAGGAUGAAUUGCUUUAUCUGGGAAUGGCAAAAGCCAGCACAAUAAGGAAUGCCAGGUGGUGGUGAUUUCUACCGGAGAGACCAAAUAAGAAGAAAGCUGAGAGAGGGGGGCAGACGUUUUUUGGAUGACAAAGGAUGGGUUUCCGUCAAAUCCCGCAGCUGAAAGGCAUGAGUGUGUUUCUGGUGCUAUUUCCCACCCUGCUGCUGGUUAUGCUGACGGGGGCUCAGAGAGCUUGCCCGAAGAAUUGCAGAUGCGAUGGCAAAAUUGUGUACUGUGAGUCUCACGCCUUUGCAGACAUCCCGGAGAACAUUUCUGGAGGGUCACAAGGUUUAUCCUUAAGGUUCAACAGCAUUCAGAAACUCAAAUCCAAUCAGUUUGCCGGCCUUAACCAGCUUAUAUGGCUUUAUCUUGACCAUAAUUACAUUAGCUCAGUGGAUGAAGAUGCCUUUCAAGGGAUCCGCAGACUGAAAGAAUUAAUUCUAAGCUCCAACAAAAUUACCUAUCUGCACAAUAAAACAUUUCACCCAGUCCCCAAUCUCCGCAACCUAGAUCUGUCCUACAACAAACUUCAGACCUUGCAAUCUGAGCAGUUUAAAGGCCUCCGGAAACUCAUCAUUUUGCACUUGCGAUCUAAUUCCCUAAAGACCGUGCCCAUAAGGGUGUUUCAAGACUGCCGGAACCUUGACUUUCUGGAUUUGGGCUACAAUCGUCUCAGAAGCUUAUCCCGAAAUGCAUUUGCUGGUCUUCUGAAGUUGAAGGAGCUGCAUUUGGAACACAAUCAGUUUUCAAAGAUCAAUUUUGCUCAUUUUCCUCGUCUCUUCAACCUGCGAUCCAUUUACCUGCAGUGGAACCGGAUCCGUUCUGUGAGCCAAGGCCUAACAUGGACCUGGAGUUCCUUGCACACCUUGGAUCUAUCAGGGAAUGACAUCCAAGCAAUAGAGCCUGGCACAUUUAAAUGUCUGCCUAAUUUGCAAAAAUUGAAUUUGGAUUCCAACAAGCUCACCAACGUCUCCCAGGAGACCGUGAAUGCAUGGAUAUCCUUAAUAUCCAUCACCUUGUCUGGAAAUAUGUGGGAAUGCAGUCGGAGCAUCUGUCCUCUGUUCUACUGGCUGAAGAAUUUCAAAGGUAAUAAAGAAAGUACCAUGAUAUGUGCAGGACCUAAGCACAUACAGGGUGAGAAGGUCAGUGAUGCUGUGGAGACUUACAACAUCUGCUCCGAGGUCCAGGUGGUCAACACAGAAAGAUCACCACUGGCGCCUCAAACUCCCCAGAAGCCCCCGUUCAUUCCUAAGCCUACCAUCUUCAAACCUGAUACCAUCCCUGCCACCCUGGAGUCAGCGAGUCCAUCCCCAGGCUUUCCGAUUCCAGGUACGGAUCAUGAGUACGAGCAUGUGUCCUUUCACAAAAUUAUCGCGGGGAGCGUGGCUCUCUUCCUCUCUGUGGCCAUGAUUCUCCUGGUGAUCUAUGUGUCUUGGAAAAGGUACCCUGCCAGCAUGAAACAACUCCAACAGCACUCGCUUAUGAAGAGGCGGCGGAAAAAGGCGAGAGAGUCAGAGAGACAAAUGAAUUCCCCUUUACAGGAAUACUACGUGGACUACAAGCCAACGAACACUGAGACCAUGGAUAUAUCGGUUAAUGGAUCUGGUCCCUGCACAUAUACCAUCUCUGGCUCCAGGGAGUGUGAGAUACCCCACCACGUGAAGCCCUUGCCAUAUUAUAGCUACGACCAACCAGUGAUUGGGUACUGCCAAGCCCACCAGCCUCUCCACAUCAACAAGGCCUAUGAAGCUGUAUCCAUAGACCAGGACGAUAGCGCCAGCUUGGAGCUUGGGAGAGACCACAGCUUCAUCGCCACCAUAGCCAGGUCGGCUGCACCUGCCAUUUAUCUGGAGAGAAUAACAAACUAACAGUAAAGCCAACUCCUUAAUUCAGAGCUCACAUGGAGAAGGGAGACCUUCAUCACAAAGGAUAUGAGGUGUCCAGCAUCCUCCAGCCUCAAGAGUUCAUUGUUCCUGUACAGAAGUUUAGAGCAUAAUGAGAGAAAAAAUAACAACAACAACAAGCCAAACUGCUUAUGAUAUUGGGCAGCUGGUGAACCUGCCACCAACCUGGGAGAACAUAAAACUUUCUGUGCUUUAAAACAUAAAACAAACACAGGUUCUCCUGGAUGUAAAUAGUCAAGAGUGUUAAGUUCUUAUAAAAAUAGAUUUCACUCUAGCUAUCUAUAGGUUUGUUUGUAUAUUUGAUUUUUCUACGCUGCAUGGUUCCUGGGUUGAAGAACCACAGGGGGGAGGGUGGGAAUUUUGGGGAAACUAUGCAGUUUUCCUUGUAAGGUGUGCAUAAUAUUCACAGACCUUAUUUCCUAUGUUUUUAGUUUGUUUUCCCUUUAAAAUAUGGUUUUAUUCUUUUGUUUAUUUUUUGUUAAUUUCUUGAUGGAAUGCCUUUCUACUUCUAAAUAUGAGUACAUACAUGGUACCAAAAUAAGAUUUGGUUUUGCACUGACCUAAAGAAAAUUGACAACAGCAUUCAAUAAACUAUUGGAAUGAAUUAAAUACAUCAAAGUGUACAUUCCUUCAGUACACAUUAUAGAUAGUAUCAGGAGGCCUGAUUUAUUCCUCCAUUGGUGUCAAGCAUGGAAAGAAAAUUGAUAACCAGAUCUGUGAACACCUUGAGUGGAGAAGAACCUGAGAACUAGCCUCGGCAGAGAGAGAGAGGGUCUCUGUGAACAAUGAACAGAGAUCCAGUGGGUGAAACUGUCAAGAUUAUGUGUAAUGUUGCUUUUAAAUUUAAUUAUUACUUAGCUUUUGUGUAAUUUUUAUCAAUAAAAGAAAAAAUGUUAAAAAAUGAAA